UAGAUUCAGAGCUAGAACAUGUCCUGACACCUGCGGAUUUUCUACAAAUGGAUAGAUGUAUCAGUGUAGAAACAGCAUCAGAUAACAUUCCAUUGCAAGGGACAUCGACAAAGACCAACUUAGUCCAGGGCUGGAGAAGAGCUCGUAUACUGUUAGAAGAAUUUAAAGAAAUGUUUAGUAAUCGCUACUUACCGAGCUUACGUGAGAGAUACAGUCACUCGCUCAAACAACCACGUGUGACUUCAAAACUUAUCCCAAAAGAAGGCCAGUUGGUUCAGUUGAAAGGAGAUAAAAAUCGUGAAGGCUGGAAAGUAGGUAAAAUAGUUUCUUUAAUUAAGAGUUCUGAUGGUUUAACGAGAGUGGCUCAAGUGAAAGUAGGAGACACUAUAUUUACCCGUUCUAUUGCUCACUUAUAUCCGCUUGAAGUAGAAGACGGUGUCCAAUGGGAACCGAUACUUCAAGAUGCAAAACAAUAUUCUGAAGUCCAAAAAUUAUCUAAUGAAGUUUCCAAAGAGUUGGUAACUGCACCAGAUACUGUUACAAUAGAAUCGGUGAACGCACAAAAGGAAACGUUAAAUGAUAAUGACAUUGAAAUGAGACAAAUUGAAAACAUAGAUGAGACGGAAAAUACAGCAGAUGUUGCAAAUAAUGAAGCAGACAUAGAGACUGAGAGCAUGGAAAAGGAUAGAGUUGUAAAUGAUCUGAGAGAUGAUUCUGAUGUGAGGGACAAAUAUUUGAUGACAACGAAUGAGGAUACGGAAGAACGAUCCGAAGACAUUGGUCACAAGCGAGUUGCAGCGGUCCGAGCCCUUGAAAAGAUAAGGGAAUGGACGCGCAAUUUGCUUACCUUGUUGUAAUCAACCGUUCUCGGCGGGAGUGUCGCGGAAACCGCGAAUGUAAAUAUUGUAUAUAGCAACACCGAUACUCUAUGAUGGUGAUACGGUUGCACACUAGCCUGUCAAGGACAGUGGUUUCCAGUGGCUGGUACAUCGGUCACUUACAGGUGGCAGGAUUGAAGGUGAGAGUAACAGAUUGCAAUAAUAGAUUCAUAAUAAAUAACUAGAAUCUGGGCGAUUUGCUUCGCUAUCUGAAGACGCAGUAGUUAGUCUUCCCCCCUACAGAGA
Messenger RNA from Maniola jurtina (meadow brown), 1124 nucleotides. RefSeq lists its product as uncharacterized. The transcript is spliced from 2 exons. Bases 48 to 857 code for a protein of 269 amino acids. The record is from RefSeq and is a predicted model, not a curated record. Lineage: Eukaryota; Metazoa; Arthropoda; Insecta; Lepidoptera; Nymphalidae.